Messenger RNA from Schizophyllum commune H4-8, 1209 nucleotides. RefSeq lists its product as uncharacterized. Lineage: Eukaryota; Fungi; Basidiomycota; Agaricomycetes; Agaricales; Schizophyllaceae. The coding region runs from base 1 to 1209 and encodes 402 amino acids. The record is from RefSeq and is a predicted model, not a curated record. The transcript is spliced from 4 exons.
AUGUUAUCGCGUGCCUGGCGAUGCGGUGUACAGCGGUCUGCGCUACUGCAAGCCAGAGGGAGGGUCUCCGCCCAACUGAGCGCGUACUUGCACGCGUCGACAACCCAGCACAAUGCCGCACUCUCGCAGCAGGGUUUGGACGUGCGAAACCUUGCACCAUUACCACCUCCUAAUGGUGAUGCAGAACCCCAUCCGGUGCGCGUCCGCGGUGCACACAUCAUAAACCGAGCACCCAGACGCCACGGCUGGAAAGAGUUCGCCCUCGUCUCCACCCUCGACGCCUCCAAACUCCAACCCACCGACGUGCAGGACCUCUCCGGCCUCCGCUUCCACGGCAUCAACAUUAUUCCCGACCCCGACGACCGCGCCAACUCCCACCGCAAGCGCGACAUCUACCGCAUCCCCUUCACCUACACCCGAUGGCCCCUCACUGCGCCGUCCCUCCUCGCGCCCUUUCCCGAGGGCACGCGCGGCUUCUUCUACUUCUACCAUAACGCGCUGCAUCCGGCAACUAGCGGCGUGCGCUUCCGCGUCGUGCCCUCGGGGCGGCCAGAGGACUUCGCGGCGGGGCACGACCUGUUGACGUCCGAGGGCGUGGUGUGGGGCCCGCGCAUGUACCGGCUGGUCUUCCCCUUCAAGCCUGGCGCGCCUCGCGGGUACAGGCUCUCGGACGAAGAACUCAGGAGCGAGUACUACCGCAGAGAUCGGGGCACGCCCAUCAGGCAGAGCAGCAAGCUGCGGUACCAGGCGCGUCAGGGGGAGCUGCUGGACUACCUGACUGACUUUCACAUCAGUGAGGAGGAUCUGAAGACGGCGAAAAUGGUUAGUGGUAAUGGUCCACAAAACAGCUACCAUUCUCGACAGCAGUUUACCAUUGAAAGCCUUACUGAGCCCUUCACCUUGCCGUUGGGAUUGGGCAGGAGCGUGCGUAUGAUCACUCCUGACGGAAUCCAUGUUCUUCGACUACAAACGAUAUGGUCCAUUGCACGAAUGCCUGUGUGGGACGGUUCGUGUUUUCUUUGGGUCUUCAACAACUCGACGCUCAUGUCUUCCUCACACAGGUCUCGUCCGCGCUCGUCUCGAGCUCUCUACCCUUUCAGAGCAUGUCAACACGCGCACGGUCGUCGUUCGCAUCCUCGACAUCCUCGAUGGCCCCCGCCUCGUUUGGCACGGCGCAGCCGGCGGCGUGGACGAGUCACAAGAUGUUGA